Molecule: messenger RNA, 1059 nt
Organism: Lithohypha guttulata
Lineage: Eukaryota; Fungi; Ascomycota; Eurotiomycetes; Chaetothyriales; Trichomeriaceae
Gene: MRL1
Product: Cation-independent mannose-6-phosphate receptor CI-MPR
Exons: 2
Coding region: 1-1059 (352 amino acids)
Source: RefSeq, a predicted model, not a curated record
AUGCGCCCCUUGCAGAAUAACGGACUGCCUCUCCUCUCACUCAUUCUAUCACUCUCCUCAACCUCGAUAGCAGCCUCAUCUGACGAUUCCAAAACCCCGGCCACGUUCGCAGGCUGCACGAUUCAUUCCUCUCUCUCCGGAUCCUUCUACGAUGUCCGUCCUCUCACCCUGAAAUCCUCCUUACUCUCGAAAAGUGCCGGUACAAACGAAUCCUACCACAGUCGCGGCUAUGAUUACGGCGCAAACUUCACCCUGAAUAUAUGUGGACCAGUAGUUGAAGAACUCGACAAUGUGGUAGGAAUCAGUCAGAGCCAUUAUGCAAAUGUCAGCGCUUUCUAUACAGAUCGAGACGAUAUCUACAGUCUGGGCGAGGUCAACCAGAACCUCACGAUACGAGGCAGGAAACUCCUGCUAAACUAUACCAAUGGUUCGCCAUGUCCGGAGUUGGACGAGUACGGAGACCCUGUCAUCGAGUCACGAUCGUUGUUGAAUGUAAGGGAAAUCGUUGGAGGCGGUAAUGGUAGUGGAAGAGGUAGUAAAUCAAAGCCAUCCCGUCGGAAGUCCGCACUCCUCUCAUUCAUUUGCGACACCUCCCCUGCCCUUUCUACGACACCGCGUAUCAACUUCGUCGGCACGAUGGAUCAUUGCACAUAUACCUUCGAAGUACGGUCACGCUACGCCUGCGCUGGUGCAACACCUAGUCAUGAGAAGGGAAGUCUGGGUCCUGCGGGUGUAUUUGGGAUGAUUCUAGCAAUUGGUGUGCUCGCAUACCUGGUUGGAGGCAUCGUCUACCAGCGAAAUGUGAUGCAUCAAAGAGGUUGGAGGCAGUUGCCGAACUAUGGUCUAUGGGCAGGAAUCUGGGACUUCUUUUCGGACAUGUUCCAGAUCAUCCUAGGUCCAUGCCUCAGCCGACUCCCGAGCACAGGACGUCUAUUCAAUUCAAAAAGAGGAGGAUAUGUAAGAGUUGGAGCAGAUGACAGGAGAAAUGUAGGCAGAGGUCGUACGAGUGACGAUGAAAACAGGUUGAUAGACGACUUAAACGAAGAAUGGGACGAUUGA